Molecule: messenger RNA, 4474 nt
Organism: Pristis pectinata (smalltooth sawfish)
Lineage: Eukaryota; Metazoa; Chordata; Chondrichthyes; Rhinopristiformes; Pristidae
Gene: hcfc1b
Product: host cell factor C1b
Exons: 24
Coding region: 45-4415 (1456 amino acids)
Biological process (GO): regulation of DNA-templated transcription; chromatin remodeling
Cellular component (GO): histone methyltransferase complex
Molecular function (GO): protein binding; transcription coactivator activity
Source: RefSeq, a predicted model, not a curated record
CCGCCCCCUCUCCCGUCGCGCGCGCGCGCCGCCGCCGGCGGAAGAUGGCGGCCUCCACGCUGAAGUGGAAGCGCGUCUCGGGUUCGAGCGGCCCGGUGCCGCGGCCCCGCCACGGACACCGGGCCGUGGCCAUCAAGGAGCUGAUGGUGGUGUUCGGCGGCGGCAACGAGGGCAUCGUCGACGAGCUGCACGUUUACAACACAGCCACGAACCAGUGGUUCAUCCCGGCAGUGCGAGGAGACAUCCCACCCGGCUGUGCUGCCUAUGGCUUCGUCUGCGAUGGCACCCGCCUGCUGGUCUUCGGGGGAAUGGUGGAGUACGGCAAAUACAGCAACGACCUCUAUGAAUUGCAGGCCAGCCGAUGGGAGUGGAAGAAACUCAAGCCCAAACCUCCCAAGAAUGGCUCCCUGCCCUGCCCACGCCUGGGCCACAGCUUUUCCCUGGUGGGAAACAAGUGUUACCUGUUCGGGGGCCUGGCCAACGAUAGCGAGGACCCCAAGAACAACAUUCCACGGUAUUUGAAUGACGUUUACAUUCUGGAGCUGAGGCCGGGCUCGGGGGUGGUGAGCUGGGACAAUCCCAUCACCUACGGGGUGCUGCCCCCUCCGCGGGAGUCCCACACCGCCGUCAUCUACACCGACAAGGACAUGAAGAGCUCCAAGCUGGUCAUCUACGGAGGCAUGAGUGGCUGUCGACUUGGAGAUCUCUGGACUCUGGACAUCGACACCCUGACGUGGAACAAGCCCAAUGUGAACGGCGUCUCCCCGCUUCCCCGCAGCCUUCACUCAGCCACGACUAUCGGCAACAAGAUGUACGUGUUUGGCGGCUGGGUGCCUCUGGUUAUGGACGACGUGAAGGUGGCCACACACGAGAAGGAGUGGAAGUGUACCAACACACUGGCCAGCCUCAACCUGGACACAAUGACCUGGGAACCGGUCAUCAUGGAAACCCAGGAGGACAACUUGCCCCGGGCUCGAGCGGGACACUGUUCGGUGGCCGUGAAUUCCAGGCUGUACAUCUGGAGCGGCCGGGACGGAUACCGGAAAGCCUGGAAUAAUCAGGUGUGCUGUAAGGAUCUCUGGUACCUGGAGACAGAGCGACCGCCGGCACCGUCGAGGGUGCAGCUGGUGCGGGCCAACACCAGCUCACUGGAGGUGAGCUGGGGCUCGGUGCCCACGGCCGACUCCUACCUCCUGCAGCUGCAGAAGUACGACCUCCCUGCCGCUGCCUCACCCGCCCCCCAGCCCCUGCCCUCCGUCCCCGCCGGGCAGCCCAAGAGCCCGGCCCCCGCCUCGGCGGCCCCCACCCCCCCUCAACCGGGAGCGUCCGCCCCCAGCUCAUCUCCAGCCACCGCCGCGUUGGCCCCUCCUCAGUCCCUGCUGGGCAGCGCCACCGGAAUCCGGGGCCCAGGAACGACUGCUGUGCUGCGAGUGGCCUCCCCCCAGUCUCCGGCCGUGCUGACCAGCGGCACCUCCCUCAUCACGGUUCGGCAGGCGGGCCAGCCGGUGAAGGCUCCUGCCCCCGCCACCACCCUGUCCACGGGGGUCCGGAUGGUGGUGCCAGCGCAGGGCGCCCAGGCCAUGACAAUUGGGGGUGGCACACAGAUGAGUGGCAUGGCUGCCUUGGCAGCCGCAGCCGCCGCCACCCAGAAGAUCUCCCCGACCACCAUCUCCAGCGUGCUUGGCGUCCCCGGCUCCACCAUGAUCAAAACCGUGGCCGUGGCCCCCGGAUCCACCCUGCCUGCUACCGUCAAGAUGUCUUCCUCUCCCAUUAUGGUGAGCAAUCCGGCCACGCGGAUGCUGAAGUCGGCCGCAGCUCAGGUCGGGACCUCGGGAACCACCGGCUCGCCCCUGCGGCCCAUCAUCACGGUCCACAAAUCUGGCACGGUGACCGUGGCACAGCAGGCCCAAGUGGUGACCACCGUGGUGGCCGGUGUAACCAAAACUAUCACCCUUGUGAAGAGCCCCAUCUCCAUGUCCGGCAGCAGUGCUCUGAUCUCCAGCCUGGGGAAGAUGGUCUCCCUGGUUCAGACGAAACCCGUGCAGUCAGGAGUGGUCACGGGUCAGGCAUCCUCCAACCCCGUCACGCAGUACAUACAGACCAAAGGCCCGCUGCCCCCAGGCGCCACCAUCCUGAAGCUGGUGACAUCAGCAGACGGCAAGCCCACCACCAUCAUCAGCACCUCGCAGGCGGCAGGGGCAGCCGCCACCAAGCCCACCCUCCUGGGCAUCAGCAGUGUCUCGCCCAGCACCGGCACCAAGCCCGGAGCCACCACCAUCAUCAAGACCAUCCCCGUUUCUGCCCUGAUGGCCCAGCAGGGCUCUGCAGUCACGAGCAACACCGGGAUUAAAUCGCCCAUCACCAUCUUCACCACCAAGGUGGUGACACCAGGAACCGGCAGCCCGGCCAAGAUCAUCACCGGCGUGCCCAAGAUCACCGGAGGGGUGGGCCAGCAAGGGCUGACCCAGCCCGCGCCAGAGCCCACCCGCAUCACGCUGAUCGCCGCUCCCAGCGGGGUGGAAGCUUCGUCCAUCCAGGAGCUGCCCGUCACCAUCCUGGCCUCGCCCACCGCCGAGCAGCCCAGCCCGGUGGCAGAGCCGGAGGGCAGGCAAGGGGAGGGGCAGGCCGCCAGCGGGGUGCCCCUGGUCUGCUCCAACCCGCCCCACGAGACCUCGGAGACCAACACCACCAACACCGCCACCACUGUCACCGCCAACAUGGGUGCCAAUCAGGUCCAGCCGCCGCCCACUAAUGCCCAGGGACUCCCAGAGACGGUGCACGGAGAGACGGCGACCGCGGGCACCACCAACACCGCCACAACCGUGUCUGCGGCGCAGAGCGGAGCCAACACCACCGUCACCCAAUCCACGCCCACACCCGGCCCCUCCAUCCCGAACGUCCCCUCGAUAUCGGAGGGAACCAACGUCACCACAGCGACCGAGCAGCCCGCCUCCUCCACGUCGGAGCAGGAGCCCAUCGCUGAGCCGCCGGCAGCAGCCAGCAGGGACCCCCCGCCUGCGGCCGAGCCCCUCCCGCUGGGCGAGCCGCCGGCCGACACCCAGCUGACCCCUCCAGCGGAGCUGAUGGCCGAGAGGGUGCCGGGCCCAGGGGGGCUGACAGGGCUGACGCCCGAGGAGCUGGCGGUGACGGCAGCGGCCGAGGCAGCCGAGCAGGCCGCCGUGUACGAGGAGGUGCAGGCACUCGCCCUCCAGGCCGUUCUCCAUGCCGCCCAGCAGGCCGUCAUGGGACCCAACGAGCCGAUGGAUACGUCGGAGACGGGGCAGCAGCCUCCCGAGCCGGACCUGAGCCAGCUGGGCGGGGAGCCGGCCGAGGGUCAGCAGCCGGCCCUGCCGCUGGCCGUGCUAGCCCAGCAGGACCUGGCCGCCCUGGUACAGCAGCAGCCACUGGAGGGGGCAGAGCAGGGCCAGCCCCAGCUCCCCACUGAGGCCCUGGCCCCUGCCGACAGCCUCAACGACCCGGCGGCCGAGAGCAACGGGCUGGCCACGGCGGCCAACGAAGGGGGCGGGCACGGUCUCCUCCCGCCUGGGACCACUGAGAGUUUGGCGCCGUCCAGCUCACUGGCCUCCUCCCCACUGCCGGCGGCGGUGCCCUGCCCGGCCAAACUCCAGGCGGCUGCCACCCUGACCGAGGUGGCCAAUGGGAUCGAGAACGCCGGUGUGAAAGCGGAUGCGGCCCCUGUCACCCCGAAGCCCCCCGUCAAGAAGGACCACAACCAGUGGGUGGACGUGGGGGUGAUCAAGGGAACGAGUACGGUGGUCACGCACUACCACCUCCCACUGGACACCUCCCCUCCCAGAGACGAUGACUCGUCCGUGGUGCCAGACUACAGCCAGCUGAAGCGGCAGGAGCUACAACCGGGCACUGCCUACAAGUUCAGGGUGGCGGGCAUCAACGCCUGUGGCCGGGGUCCUUUCAGUGAGAUCUCGGCUUUCAAGACCUGCCUGCCAGGGUUUCCCGGAGCACCCUGUGCCAUCAAGAUCAGCAAGAGUCCGGAUGGUGCCCACUUGACGUGGGAGCCUCCUUCCAUGACCUCGGGCAAGAUCAUCGAGUACUCUGUCUACCUGGCCAUCCAGAGCAGCCAGACCUUGGAGCUGAAGGCCAACAGCCCAGCCCAGCUGGCCUUCAUGAGGGUCUACUGUGGUCCCAAUCCCUCGUGCCUGGUCCAGACCACCAACCUCUCCAACGCCCACAUCGACUACACCACCAAGCCGGCCAUUAUCUUCAGGAUAGCAGCCAGGAACGAGAAAGGCUAUGGACCUGCCACGCAAGUCAGGUGGCUCCAAGAAACCAACAAAGAUGGCUCAGCAGUGAAGCCCGCAGUGAAACGGCCCAUCACCUCGCCAGAAAUGAAAUCCACCAAUGUCCCAAAGAAAACGAAAGUGGACGGCCAGUGAUUUUUGUAAUCGCUCUGACAUUGACCCAGCCCACCUCCCUUCCCCCUCACCCUCCCUCC